Molecule: messenger RNA, 1588 nt
Organism: Rhodamnia argentea
Lineage: Eukaryota; Viridiplantae; Streptophyta; Magnoliopsida; Myrtales; Myrtaceae
Exons: 6
Coding region: 148-1461 (437 amino acids)
Molecular function (GO): lipid binding
Source: RefSeq, a predicted model, not a curated record
UCUCUCUCAUGCCAUUUUCUCUCCUCUCCCUGUCCUCCCUCUGGUACGAUACGUCAGAAACGGACGAUCGGAACCCCACGUGUGGCUCCCUCCGUUCCGACGCCAUCGGUCGCUCGAGACACCGUCGUCCCGUGACCGCGUGGGAUCAUGGAGGAUACCUCGUUCUUCGAUCUCGCCGAUUUCCUGAGGAAGCCGUCGGUGACCGAGACAUUCGUCGACAUCUUGCUGUGCGCGGUCCCGAUUUGGCUCGCCGUCAUGAUCGGCCUCCUCAUCGGCUGGUCCUGGCGCCCCCGCUGGACCGGCCUCCUCUACCUCGGCCUCCGCAGCAAGUUCCGGUUCCUCUGGACCGCCCCUCCUGGCUUCGGCGCCCGGCGGCUCUGGCUCGCGUUCACGGCCCUCUCCGCGUUCUCCGCCCUCCGCGCCAUUUGGUUCAACUUCAGGAACAAGGGGAAGUCCGCCGGGGAGGCCGCCUCGCCGGUGGGGUCCGAUCCCGUGGAGAGAAGCGGCGACCCCGUCAAUCUGGAAACUAGGCUUGCUGGAGGACAGUCAGACAUUGUGACGGAAAAUGACUUGGAGCAUCUGUUACAUCUUCUGGAAGGGAAGGAAGGAGAUAUGGAGUGGCAAAGUAUGAUGGAGCGCUCCACGCCUAACAUGGCAUACCAAGCUUGGCGGCAUGAACCCAAAACAGGCCCUAUUAUUUUUCGCAGCAGAACUGUAUUUGAGGAUGCAACUGCGGAAGUGGUUAGAGAUUUCUUUUGGGAUGAUGAGUUCCGGCCAAAAUGGGAUCCUAUGCUUUCGUACUUCAAAACCCUGGAGGAAUGCCCUCAUACAGGGACAAUGAUUCUUCACUGGAUAAAAAAGUUUCCUUUCUUCUGUAGUGAUCGUGAGUAUAUCAUUGGCCGACGCAUAUGGGAGGCUGGCAAGACGUAUUACUGUGUGACAAAGGGAGUGCCAUACCCAGGCCUGCCGAAACGUGACAAGCCAAGGCGUGUCGAGCUCUACUUUUCUAGUUGGGUUAUCAAGGCUGUGGAAUCUCGUAAAGGUGAUGGACAGUUCUCUGCAUGUGAGGUUACUCUCGUGCAUUACGAGGAUAUGGGGAUUCCCAAAGACGUGGCCAAGUUGGGAGUUCGGCAUGGGAUGUGGGGGACGGUGAAGAAACUACACUCUGGCAUGAGAGGAUACCAAAACGCAAGGAAGACAGAAGCUUCCUUGUCGAGGAGUGCAUUGAUGGCAAGAAUCACGACGAAGAUUUCUUUCGACGGGAACUCUGAUUCCACGGAACCAGUUUCUGGGGAAGAGGACAGAGACCAAAGCAUGGAAAUCAAGAGACACGAGGACAAUGGGCUUGAUUGGAAGUGGGUUGUCAUAGGAGGAACCGUGGCUCUUGCGUUUGGACUGCAUACCGGUGCCAUAGGGAAAGCAUUGUUACUUGGAGCGGGCAAUAGGAUUGCGCGGAGGUGAGAGGAGAUGGUGAAGAAAAUAUGCUUUACAUAUUUGUAUUUACAAUAGAUCCCUUUAUCUUGUCGUCCCUAACAACAUAUCAAUUUUUACCGACUUGGCUAGUGGGGUAGCUGGUAUUAUUCUAUCC